Messenger RNA from Pseudozyma hubeiensis SY62, 858 nucleotides. RefSeq names its product possible transmembrane sensor/transporter. The transcript has 3 exons. Gene Ontology annotation, molecular function: acetate transmembrane transporter activity. The record is from RefSeq and is a predicted model, not a curated record. NCBI's taxonomy places the organism in Eukaryota, Fungi, Basidiomycota, Ustilaginomycetes, Ustilaginales, Ustilaginaceae. Bases 1 to 858 code for a protein of 285 amino acids. Gene Ontology annotation, cellular component: plasma membrane.
AUGACCGGCGCCGCGACUGGCACCACCGCCACCGCCGCUCCCAUCAACACCCACGGUGAUGCCCACAACCACGGCAACGGCAACGGUCACCACAGCAGCUUCGACCACGAAAAGUCGGCCAUGGCUCACCAGGCGCCCACGUACAACGGCGGUGGUGGACACGCAGCCCACCUGAGCCGCACCUUGACUCCUGGAGGACACUUUGCCGACGACGAUCUGAUCGCCAUCGCCAACAGUCACAGGAGGAUCGCUAAUCCUCUUCCUCUUGGUGUCUUUGGUUUCUCGACAACCACCCUUCUGCUGUCUCUGUACAACAUUCAGAUUCAGGGAAUCGCCAUUCCGAACGCUGUGCUCGGCUUCGCUCUCUCCUACGGUGGUCUGGCCCAGUUCCUGGCUGGUCUGUGGGAGUUUGCGACGGGAAACACCUUUGGUGCCACCGUGUUCUGCUCGUUCGGCAUGUUCUGGUGGGGCUACUCGGUCCUUUUGAUCCCCUUCUUCGGUUUCAUGGGGUCGUACGCUGGUCAACCGGGAAUCUACGCCACCGGCUCGCCUUAUGCGGGAGAGGCUGAUGCUGCCAUCGGCUUGUACCUUUGGAUUUGGUUCGGUAUCACCACCAUCUACCUCAUCGCUUCCACUCGAGGUUCCGUCUCGCUCUUCGUGCUGAUCUUCCUGCUUUGGGUCACGUUCAUCUUCCUCGGUGCCCACGCUUACACGGGCAACGCUCACCUUCAAACCGCAGGUGGUGCCUUCGGUAUCGCCACCGGCUUCGCCGGUUUCUACCUCGGCACAGCCAGCUUCCUCAGCCCUUACAACUCCUUCUUCACCCUCCCCGUCAUUCCCCUCGGCAAGAAGGAGUAA